Messenger RNA from Colletotrichum higginsianum IMI 349063, 735 nucleotides. Its product is annotated as DnaJ domain-containing protein. Bases 1 to 735 code for a protein of 244 amino acids. Lineage: Eukaryota; Fungi; Ascomycota; Sordariomycetes; Glomerellales; Glomerellaceae. The record is from RefSeq and is a predicted model, not a curated record. The transcript has 4 exons.
AUGGCGAACACCGGCGCCCCUCCCAACUACUACAAGAUCCUCGGAAUCUCAGAGGCGGCCACAACCCAACAAGUUCGCGAUGCGUACAAGAAAGCAGCUUUGAAGACGCACCCCGACCGGGUCCCCGCCGACUCCCCUGAGCGAGCGACCCGCACCCGCAAGUUCCAGCUUGUCAACGACGCAUACUACACACUCUCCGACACCCAGAGACGGCGCGAGUAUGACGCCCAGCGAAACAUUUUUGGCGCGUCGGCCGGCGCGACGUACGGCGACUUUGCCGACGACGACGACCCCGCCGAGGAGGUGCCGCCGCAAGCCGGGGCCGGGGCCGGUCCCGGCAACGCCCAGAACGCCUACUCCUGGGCAUGGAACUUCUUCACGGGGGGCAAGCAGGACCAGAGCCAGGAGAAGCGCGAGAAGGCGGACAGCCAGCAGUUCGGCGACGUGUUCGAGGAGAUGCUGCGCGAGGAGGGCAUGGCCGAGGAGGGCACGAACCGGCCGACGGGUUCCUUCUGGAGCAUGAUGGGCGGCCUGAGCGGCGGCGCGCUGGGGUUUAUCGUCGGCAACAUGCCCGGCGCGGUCGCGGGGGCUGUCGCCGGGAACAGGCUCGGCGCCGUCCGGGACGCCAAGGGCAAGAGUGUCUACGCCGUGUUCCAGGAGCUUCCUCAGCCGGACCGUGCGAGGUUGCUCACCCAGCUGGCUGCCAAGAUUUUCAGCCAUACUGUCGGAGCUUAA